Molecule: messenger RNA, 1845 nt
Organism: Trypanosoma grayi
Lineage: Eukaryota; Euglenozoa; Kinetoplastea; Trypanosomatida; Trypanosomatidae
Product: golgi/lysosome glycoprotein
Exons: 1
Coding region: 1-1845 (614 amino acids)
Source: RefSeq, a predicted model, not a curated record
AUGAACGUGGCUCACGUCUUUGCAACCCUUCUUCUUGUGCUCUGUUGUUCUUUUGCGCAGGGAGCAAACCUGUACCCAGCUUGUGAAGGCCGCGAGGUACACGGCUCUGUAGGCGCAGGUGGCGAGACAACCGUGCAUGUGGUGCCGCUCAAGGCAGAAAACCUGACACUGACAUGUCUCGCGUACGAGGUCACCAGCCUCAGGGGCGGCAUGAGCCGUCGUGGCUAUGACCCAUGCAGUGUGGAGCAUCAGACGGAAUUCCUUUACCGCCUCGUCAUCCGGGCCAAGUGGAAGAACAAGACCACAAAAGACGUCAUGAUGACGGAGUACGAUGUGAAGGACCUUGCCGGGGGAUCUAUCGGUGAUAUUGCUAUUCGCACACCAGGGGAAAGCGAGUUCUCCCUUGUGUUCAAGAAUCAAGCUUCACAUAGACGGUGCUCACUUCGGGUACGUGCUAUUAUGGAUUACAAGCUAAGCGCAAAGGAGGUUCAAAGCACUAAGUUGCCUGUGGUGGUUUCAGUGGUGCCUCGCACAGUGUACACCAGGCGCACAGAAACAACAAUGUUCUUCCUGAAGUACCCUGAAGGAACGGAUAUGAAGAAGGCUAGUAAAGAUAUUGUAGCCCUUUCGGACCUGGACAACGAAUGCGCAGACGGCAAGUUCAACGGACGUGUUAUGCGUCUUCCAUCAGUAAAGCAAGAUUCUUAUUUUGUGGGUAAAUCCUUUAUGGGGGAACGUGACUACUACUUCGAUCGUCCUGAAGCUUACCGCAUUUGCUACCGUGGAGAGGAUGAAACAACAAGUUCGGAACUGGCUGUCGUUCGGGUGUUUGACGGUAACCCGUCAUACUACCAGGUUGUCGAUGGUCAAGACGACGACGGCCGUGUACUUGUUGGCGUUACCACGACGAUCAAAUUUUACGGGUACGACCUUGACACACGGCCUGACGGUGAUCGGGCAAAGUUUGCGUACGACAGCGAGGAUUGUGCGACGGCAAGCCCGGCUGGUGGUGUGCCUGAAGCGACCGACCUUGGGCCAAGCGACGACUACGGUCCCAACACCACAUAUACACUGUGGACGUGGACCCUGCGGGAAGGCGGCGCCUUUAAGAUCUGCUACAAGCGUCGCGACGCGCACUGGACGGAGGUGCCGAGCAUCGCCGAUGUGGCGCCCACCCCCGCGCCGACCGCCGCACCAUCUAACGUCACGCAUGUCCCGCAGCCGACGGAUCCCGUGACGAAGAUUGACUGCCCCAUGGCGCCGGAGAGCACGCGGGAAGAGCCGUGGGUCGCCUACAAAAGCGUCAAGCUGACCUUGAAUGGGACCAGGGCGCCUGAGGGCUUCCUUCAAACAAUCAGUCGUGUAUUCUGUAUUCCGCGUGCGGCACUCGCUGUGACGCAUAUGACCCACGAUACCAAAGGACUUCAGGUGCUUUAUAUAUCUAUUGUUUGUGAGGACCUUGGUGAAGCGCGCCCGUGUGAUACAUUGGAGAGGCAGAACUACAUUGUAUCCCUCGGAAAGGAGAACUCGAGCAUCCUGAGUGAUAUUGCCAUCGUCUCUAUUGAGGGAAGCACGCAUAUGUUUGCGUUCGGAGAUGAUCCCAUUAUAAUCAGGAAUUACAAUGGACAUGUUAUGGCGAUCUCCAUCACAUGUAUUACAGUGCUCUUGAUAACCGCCAUGGGGGUUUACGGCGUGCUGAAGUAUCGUGAAAACCGCCAGUAUUUCAUUCAAUUUGGCGCGGACGACGAGGAUGUGGGAGAUAUGUACGCCAUCAGUGGCUCAGUGAAGGGAGGCGAUGAAUACCGUCGGCCUGUCAAGGAUUCCGUAAUUGAAGUCGAAGAGUAA